Zootermopsis nevadensis is the source of this 1925-nucleotide messenger RNA. The record is from RefSeq and is a predicted model, not a curated record. Lineage: Eukaryota; Metazoa; Arthropoda; Insecta; Blattodea; Termopsidae.
CCGCCGCCACCCCAGUUUCCACACUUCGACGUCGUCCCCACCCCUUCGUCAAUCUGUCUCACAAUAUAUAGAUAUAUUUUUUUUCCCCACAACUCUUGGAAGUUCAGUACAUGGACUGCGCGCAUGGUAAGGUCGUGUUCCGAUGGAAUCGCAGUUUUUCUAAAAUCUGCCGCCCACACAAACACACGUACACGCCAGUGAAACUUUUGUUCAGGGGUGGUUAAUGCAAGUGAUCGCUCUGAAACAUCCUACAAACGUGUCACAAUUUGACACGCUGAUUUGGAACAAAAGAAUAUUCCGGCAAUUAACCUACCACCUGUUCGGUUCAAGAAGACUAUACAUAAGUGAUUAUGUUCUGUGAGUGGAAAAAAAAAAUGUUUACUUCGACAAGUUCCAGAAGAUGUGUUAAAACUCGAAAAUAACUUGACAUUAAAAAUCUUUCUAGGAGAUUAAUAAUUAAAGUGUUUAAAUUCGCCAGAACCCCUUAGAAAAUACGAACUAUCUACUUAUUGUGAAUAUAAUUCUUUCUGUAACCACAGUGGAGUCUCCUUUCCUCAAUGCAUCUACCAUCCCCUUACGAUUUGGACGUUCAUCAUCACUCAAGUUCAACAACAUUCAAUAAAAUUAAGAACAUUGUCGUCUGUGCCAAGUCCGGGGAAGGACAGAAAUCUUCGCCGGCGAUGUCAGGCUCUGUUCCCGCGAGUUCGGGCGAGCCUUCUCCGGCAACAACAACUGUUCCUGGUACCGAAUGGCUUCACGAAGCCCUUCAAGAAUACCACGGCGAGCUGGUUCAGACGGGCAGUCCAGCCGUUCUGUGUUCGGCCCUACCUUCACACUGGCGGUCCAACAAGUCCCUACCAGUCGCCUUCAAAGUGGUUGCGCUGGACGACAUAAUGGACGGAACAUUAGUGACUGUUAAAGCUGGUAAUGAUGAAAAUUUCUGUGGUGAACUCAGAAACUGCACGGCGGUCAUGAAGAACCAGGUGGCCAAGUUUAAUGACCUCAGGUUCGUCGGCAGGAGUGGCAGAGGGAAGAGCUUCUCGCUGACUAUAGUCAUCAGUUCGACGCCCUUCCAGGUCGCUACGUACAACAAAGCCAUCAAGGUGACCGUGGACGGACCAAGGGAACCACGCACAAAGUCCAACUUCCAUUACUUGCCGGGCCAGCAUCCUGGUUUUGGACCCUUCGCUCUCUUUCCAGCAGCGCAGUGGUUGGACACGGCGGCAUAUAUGGGCUACCCGUGGCCAGAGUACUUCAGACGGCCCACGACUACGGAACUCUGCAAACUUCCUAGUACCUGUGGCUCCUCUAUUAUCAAAAGCUCGGGCGGAACUUCUGAUUUCUACAGUCUGCAUCAACAUCCGCACAACCCCGCGACGGGGGUCGGACUAGUGGCUGGGGGUGCUUUUCCCACAGUGCCCCCUCCGGCACCGCCGCCAGGAUUCCUCCCACCACUUCUGGGAUACCCACCCCCUCCUCCUCAUCCAGCCGCCACUACGGACCCUCUCAUACUAAAUGACAAACUUCUCCUGUCACAGUCCGGAACCAAACAUGAGUCAGCCUUCACCUUGGCCACUUCCUCGUCUCCGGACUUUUCCCCAGGCACCCUCAGUCUCACCGUGCCUCCACCACAGACAACUAAAGUGUCACCACCACCAAGAAGAUCGCCGAGUCCUGUCCCAAACGCGAGGGUAAGCAGUGAUGAUGCUAGUGACACUGGGGAAGACACGGUGGAUGUGGUGAGGUCGGCGUUCCAGCAAGUGCGUCCCCAUGGAGGAGGCGCAGAGCGGCGGAGGAGCAAAGCCACAAGACUGUCUGGAGGCCUUACUAGCCAGCCGACUGACAUAACCUCCUGCAGACUGCCACUAAUGGUAACCCUUUCGAUGCUGACCAUGAGAAGCAAAGAAGCCUUUCGUAAUUUGUAA